AUGACAGGUGAAUCAUACAGGUAUAUUGCCGAAAUCGAAGAUGAGAAUAAAACGGAAACAAUUGAAUUGGCCACAGUAUCCUACGCGGAUGCAUUUGACAUUGCUCGAAAUGAUCUAAACGGAUUGAAUCUGAUUCGACUGGAACUGGCAUUAAGUUAUUCUAUGUUUUACCAUGAUAUCAUGAAUGAUAUUGACCGUGCUAUUGCAAUUGCAAGCUCUGAGUUUUAUUGUGCAAUUGCGGAGUUAGACGGUACCGAAUAUGAUACAAAUGAUGCAAUUUUUCAGCUCAUGAGAGUACUUAAAGACAAAAUAGAUUUAUGGACUGAAGAAAAUAACGCCGAUAGUCGAUAA
Ruditapes philippinarum (Manila clam) is the source of this 351-nucleotide messenger RNA. Its product is annotated as 14-3-3 protein beta/alpha-1-like. The record is from RefSeq and is a predicted model, not a curated record. The coding region runs from base 1 to 351 and encodes 116 amino acids. Lineage: Eukaryota; Metazoa; Mollusca; Bivalvia; Venerida; Veneridae. Gene Ontology annotation, cellular component: cytoplasm. Gene Ontology annotation, biological process: signal transduction. The transcript has a single exon.